UUCGUCUAAUGCUAUCUGUGAUGCUAACCAGAGACUUUCACUUCAGCUAGAGUCCUCAAGAUGUCGCUGUGAUGUCGAUGUUUAAGAUCUCGCGAGAUUGAUCAUUUUACCAAAAACCAUGAUCUUUUUCUAACCCUAACCAAAUGUUUUUGUGACUAAACCUAAACAGACCUUAACCAUAACGUUGUCACAUCAUAAAACGUAAUUAUUUUGUACAACAGGCACUAUGAAGAAACAACGCAUACAAAUCUCGCGAGAGUUUCGCAAAUAUAGGGGGAUGGAGGUAGACUGCCAGCCCGAGGAAUCCAUUGUCACUUCAUUUGACGAGGACUGUGUCGAGCUCGGUGACGUCAAGGACAUGAGAUUGGAGGCGGAGGCAGUGGUCAACGACGUGCUUUUCGCCGUCGCUGAAAUGCACGUGUCGCAAAGUCUCAACAGUGCGUCGGAUGUGGCCUACAUAAAUGUGGAAACAAGAGAGGGAAACCGGUAUUGUCUGGAGCUCACGGAAGCAGGACUGAGGGUGGUGGGCUAUGCCUUCGAUCAAGUGGAUGAGGAUUUGAGCACCCAGUAUCAUGAGACUGUUUACUCGCUUCUGGACACGCUGAGUCCGGGUUACAGAGAGGCCUUCGGGAAUGCUUUGCUCCAGCGGCUGGAGAGGCUGAAGCAAAACGGACAAUAAAAAAGGACCAAAAAUGCUGCAUACAUCGUACAAGUGAAACAAGGGGUUGAUGAUGUGGGUGUAUUUGGAUAUGAGCCAAUAAUAACCAAGUCUGGUCAAAUAUUAUAGCCUAUUAUGUGAUGUCCACCUGCCUAGCAACCACUACAAUACGGGGUACCCUGCCCUAUCAACUUUGCUUUGUUCUGAGUUUCAUAUCAUCGAAUGACUUCAUGUCAGCUACUUUAGUUUUUGACUGCGAGGGAUUGGCUGGUAUGGAAUCUGUUGCAACAUUGUGUUGUUGACUUUACUGUGGAAAGAUCUUCCAGCUUCCACGUGUUACAAAUUUGUAACUCUGCACCUUUUGUACUCGUCGAAAUGAUCUGAGAAAGAAGCAGCAAGUUAUGUUGAUAGUAAAGCCGGUUUCCUCCUUCUGCUCUGCUUGCACUAAAGCUGUGUGGCCUUUGUGGCUGAAAUCUGCGCAAAUUGACCCAAUAAUACUUCAUAUUCAGCAGGUGUCUCAGUGAAAGAGCCAAAUCUAUAAUCUUUCCAUAUAACUCAUACAUAUACUGCCUUAAUGACUGACUUUUGGUUAGAAAAGUACAAAAAUUAACUUGUUUUACUUAGUUUGUAUUGACAGAGAAGGUAUUUUGUGGGGCUGUCAUUUUACAUGAGUAGGGUCAGAAACUUAUUUUAAAUUUCUGAUUAUGUCAAACUAAGCUGACAUUGUAUUCAAUAUCAAAUUGUGUUUGGAUAUCAUUUGUUUUUUCUCCAUAUUGCACAAUGCAUUGCAUCUCAAGCUUGCAUUUGGUGUUAAGGCAAAGAAGCUAUUCUCAUGGAGACUUACAUUUUUUUUUAAAAAUUUUGAUGUUUUAUCUUCAAACUUUUGGUUCUCUAGUCCGAAUACACGUUUAUUUAAACUCAACGACCACUUCUAAAGCUGCUUUAAUGCUUUUGUGUUAGUUUGGUAUGUGUGACCUGCUAAUGAAUUGUCAAGUGUUAUGAAAUCAAACUUUCCAAGAAAACUUUUUGCAUUCAUACAGUUAUCCCUUGCUGCUGGCCUUUGCUCAGACCAAUAAAAUCUUAGAAACGGUGUCAGUCCUCAUUGUUAAGUCUUUAAAUGCAUGACAGGUGUUCAUGCCUCACCUUUGUCGACAUGACUACACACAUGCCACAAUUUCAGGAGCCUCAGCUGAAGGCGAUCUGAAGUGUAACCACCUGGUGAUGAGCAGUGGCAAGACAAACUUCCCUUGAAAGUCGGAAAAGUAGUUGCGUCACCACUGAUAAACCAGUGAUUGCAGUGCAAGUUAAAAUAAAUAAAUGGGGAGUAAAGUGUCUGACAAGUGCAUAGAGAGAGUUGAAAGUUACUGUAAUGGUACAUAGAUUUCUUUAUUAGUUUACUUUUCAGUCAUUUAUAAUUUCCAAUUCCAUAUGUCUAGUAUCACAAGGUCAGUAAGAAAAUUUUACAAAAGCUUCAGUAAAGAAAAAUGUACAGUUUGUACUUUUUCUGACUACACAGCAGCCAGUUAGACAAGACAUUUGCACUGCAGUGGAAUGUAGUUCACAAACCAGGGUUGUUCAUGCAAACGUUGACCGCAUUAUUUCACAUCCACAACUUAAAAAAAAAAAAAAAAAAGCAACUGUUAUGCAGAUAACAAACCCUGUCUUUAAUUCAGCAGUAUUUGAGGUGAGAGUGUGCAGCAGAGUCUUGCAAACUAGUGAACGACAUACAUCUUAAAAUCAUUUUGAUGAAUGAAUAAAAUGAGAUCUUAACAAGAAUCAUUUAUAUUCUAGUUCUUUUACUCAUUUGAAUCCCUUUAAAUAAAA
Messenger RNA from Thunnus maccoyii (southern bluefin tuna), 2482 nucleotides. It is a transcript of the gene gskip, whose product is annotated as gsk3b interacting protein. The coding region runs from base 227 to 679 and encodes 150 amino acids. Gene Ontology annotation, biological process: regulation of canonical Wnt signaling pathway. Gene Ontology annotation, cellular component: cytoplasm. The transcript is spliced from 3 exons. Lineage: Eukaryota; Metazoa; Chordata; Actinopteri; Scombriformes; Scombridae. Gene Ontology annotation, molecular function: protein kinase A binding; kinase regulator activity. The record is from RefSeq and is a predicted model, not a curated record.